AUGGCGAGGCCCAAUUCCAGAAUCUCGGAAAGCGGCAGAUUCUUGGAAAGCAUCUCCUCCUCAGUGCCGUUCAAGAGUUUUCUCCCGAAAGCUAAGCAGAAGCCGUUUUCCAAUCACAGUACGAAACUGAGAUCUGACGAAAAUGCUGCAUCUGUGGUUCAAGAGGAACCACCUGAAGCUCCGGAUCCUCCAGUCAAGGUUGUGGUGAGGAUUGGACCAGCCAAUAAACUUGGAAUUGGAGAAAAUUCGGUCAGUAAAGUGGCAAAGACUUCUCUUUGUGUUGCUGACAGAAAUUACGGAUUUGAUUCAAUAUUUGAAUCGGAUUCAACCCAGGAGGAUGUUUACCAUUUAGUAGGUGCACCCUUGGUUAAGGAUGCACUUUCUGGUUACAAUACAACAAUCAUGGCUUAUGGACAGACCGGUAGUGGGAAGACAUACACUAUGUGGGGACCUCCAAAUGCAAUGGUUGGAAGUCCAGUAGUCAAUGGUCCUCAGGGUAUCGUUCCACGCAUUUUCCAGAAGCUUUUCUCAGGGAUUCAAAAGGAGCAAGAGAAUCCUGAUUGCAAAAUGAUGAAUUAUCAGUGCCGGUGUUCAUUCCUUGAGGUAUAUGAUGAGAAGAUCAGUGACUUACUUGAUCCAACUCAACGGGGUCUAGAGAUAACGGAUGACAUAAAAAAUGGAUUUUAUGUGGAACAUUUAUCUGAAGAAUAUGUAUCAUGCUAUGAAGAUGUCACUCAAAUUUUAAUUAAGGGCCUCUCAAAUAGAAAAACUGGAACAACAAGAAUCAACUCCAAGAGCUCAAGGUCCCAUAUUAUGUUCACAUGCAAAAUUGAGUCCUGGUGCAAGGAUUCCUCAUCAAAGUGCUUUGGUAUUUCAAAGAUUAGUCGGAUCAGUCUAGUUGAUCUGGCUGGAUUCGAGAGAAACAUACAUGCAGAUGCUUGUAGACAACAUGUGAAAGAAGGAAAAUAUAUUAAUAAGUCAACAUCAAAGAUUGGGCUUUUAGUAAAUAUUCUUGCAAAAGAAAGUCAAUCAGGGAAAUCUGAAGGAGUUCCGUACAGAAGCUCUCGUCUGAUUCAUUUGUUGAGAGAAUCAUUUGGUGGCAACGCUAAGCUCUCCAUUAUAUGCACAGUUUCUCCAGACAAGAAGAGCAGUAGCGAAACCUUAAGCACCUUCAGAUUCGGCUUGCUAGCAAAACUCAUGAAGAAUGAACCAGUGGUGAACGAAAUAACAGAGGACGAUGUUAAUAACCUGAGCGACCAGAUUCGGCAGCUGAAGGAAGAGCUCAAGAGGGCUAAGUCCAGCACAUCCAACCAUUUAAGCAGCAGCAAUCAUGGAUAUUUCCAAGGGGUAAAUUUGCGUGCGAGCUUGAACCAGUUGAGACUGAGCCUCAAUAAUUCACUGAUAUUACCAGGCGAAGAAAAUGUUUCUGAAGAAAAAUCACACAUCAAUGAGGAUGAUGUUACGGAAUUAAAGCUUCAGUACGUGGCUCUCGUGAAGACAACACGAAGCAAAAUUCCGAGUAAAGAAGCCUGUGAGAAAGAAUUCACUAGAGAGCACUAUAUGAGCUGCUCUGAAGGAGAAAAUGAAGAAAUCAAUUCGAGUGAAAAUAAAACUGAAAGAAAAAGCCUAGUUUUCCCGUCGAAUCAUGAGAGUGACAUGGUGGGUUCUUUGAAAAAUGUGGACGUGAUUCGGCAGUCACAGAAACAAGAGAGAUCUAAUAAGAUUUUUGCUGGCCAUAAUGAGUCUUUGGCAGCUAGCCUCCACAGAGGGCUACAGAUCAUCGACUACCACAAGAGGAACUCAACUCCUUCUAGAUCAUCCGUGUCCUUCUCUUUCGAACACUUGGCACUCAAACCGUGUCUGAAAGCAGACAAUGCCAAUGCCUCAGUUCAGACAUCAGAUCAAACAUCUGGUGCCAUUUUUGUUUGCAUUAGAUGUCAAGGGAAAGAUAGCAAUGAAGCUGACAAGGCGAAGGGCGUGGAGAAAGACUUAGUCCUGGCCAUCGAAAGAGAUACAGAGCUCAAGAGCAUUUGUAAGGACCAAGCAGCUCAAAUCGAGCAUUUAAACAGAAAGCUGGAGCAAUCUCUUCUUCACGCAGACAUCAACAAACACCACGAGCUACCGCUCGAACUCAUAAAAGAAAAAUGUGAAAUCAAAGAGGUCCAAAACUCGUCAAUCUGCACCAGCUCAGCACCACCCAUCAGAAGAUCAUCGUCCGACAAACUACGAUCCUCCCUGCUGUCACAAUCCAUGCUGAAAAGAAAAAAUUCCAUCAACAGCAAGGAAGAAUUCGAGAGGGAGAGAGAAAAAUGGAUGGAGAUGGAGAGCUGAGGAUUGAAAUCGAGUCCUGUUGACUUUGGAGAAGAAGUCAAUGGAAGAGCGUGACGAUGCCCUGGUGAGGUCGGUCGUGGGCCAAGCAAGGAUGAUCGAGCACUACACGGAGCUCCAGGAGAAUUACAACGAGCUUGUGGAGAAGCAUAGGGGUGUGAUGGAGGUUGUAGCGGAUGUGAAGAGGGCAGCUUCUAAGGCGGCAAGUGGCAGGCGCGGGGCCCGCUUUGCGAAGGCGCUGUCUGCUGAGUUGUCAGCCAUGAGGGUGGAGAGAGAGAGGGAUAGGGAGCUGCUGAGGAAGGAGAAUCGGAGUCUGAAGGUGCAGCUGAAGGAUACUGCUGAGGCCGUACAUGCUGCUGGUGCUGGGGAGGUUCUUGUCAGGUUGAGAGAAACUGAGGAGGCUGCUUUGGUUGUCAAGGACAAGAAUUCGGGGAUUGAAGAAGAGAACGAGAAGUUGAGGAGACAGAUGGAGAAACUGAAGAGAAAGCACAAGAUGGAGAAACUGAAGAGAAAGCACAAGAUGGAGAUGAUUACCAUGAAGCAGUACCUUGCCGAGAGCAGGUUGCCAGAGGCCGCUUUGAGAUCCUCACCACUUUACCAAGAUGACUCAGAUAUGGUGCAACAAAUUGGUUCAUCAUUUCCCGAUGAUGAUGAUCAGGCCUGGAAGGCUGAAUUCGGGGCGAUUUAUCAGGUGCAUUAUUAGCUAGAAGAAGAAGAAGCUCUCAUUUGCAUUUAGGAAGACCCUACUCGGGUCGUUUGGCGUCACAAAGCUUUUAACCUUGUCAUUCAGGUUAGGAUUGCCUGUCCUAUGCUUUUUAUUGUACUGCAUUUUAUGCAAUUCUUUGCUGGUUGGUUCAUACAACUUAUUAUUUUUCGUGUUAUAUAUUGUAUUUGUUGCUAGGGAUUUCCUUAUAUAAUUCAAUAUCUUUUGUGUUGUCCGUUGGCGGUAAUUGUGUUCCUUUCGUACUGCUGCUG
This is a messenger RNA of Striga asiatica, 3303 nucleotides long. NCBI's taxonomy places the organism in Eukaryota, Viridiplantae, Streptophyta, Magnoliopsida, Lamiales, Orobanchaceae. The record is from the annotation of a GenBank genome assembly.